AUGGGCAGCCAAGAUCACGAAACUUCUAAUGGCUUCGAAUUUUGCAAAAAUUAUAAGGGUCUUCACGUACUGAAACUGCAUGAUCAAAUUAAAGAACUUCAAACAAUCCUAAGAGACAAAAACACUUCUAGAAGUGACUUUAAGUUUUAUGCUGACCGACUUAUUAGGUUAGUGAUCGAAGAUAGCUUGAAUCAACUGCCUUUUACUAAUUGUGAUGUAAUUACCCCAACAGGAGCCACCUAUGAUGGCUUAAAAUAUAAAUCUGGUAAUUGUGGGGUAUCCAUAGUAAGGUCUGGAGAAGCAAUGGAGCAAGGCUUAAGGGACUGUUGUAGAAGUAUUAGGAUAGGAAAAAUAUUGGUAGAAUCUGAUUUAGAUACACAUGAGGCUAAAGUUGUGUAUGCCAGGUUUCCUGAAGAUAUUUCACAAAGGCAUGUAUUACUUAUGUAUCCUAUAAUGUCUACAGGAAAUACUGUCAGUAAAGCUGUUAACGUACUUAAAGAACAUGGUGUUAAAGAAGAAUGCAUAGUACUUAGUAAUUUAUUUUGUACCCCUCAAGCUGUUCAAACAGUUUUAGAUUUAUAUCCAAAGAUGAAAAUAUCAACUUCAGAAGUCCAUCCUGUAGCACCAAAUCAUUUUGGCCAAAAGUAUUUUGGAACAGAUUAA
This is a messenger RNA of Psylliodes chrysocephalus, 663 nucleotides long. The record is from the annotation of a GenBank genome assembly. Lineage: Eukaryota; Metazoa; Arthropoda; Insecta; Coleoptera; Chrysomelidae.